This is a messenger RNA of Emiliania huxleyi CCMP1516, 1273 nucleotides long. RefSeq lists its product as hypothetical. The record is from RefSeq and is a predicted model, not a curated record. Gene Ontology annotation, biological process: L-serine catabolic process; L-threonine catabolic process. The coding region runs from base 44 to 1273 and encodes 409 amino acids. NCBI's taxonomy places the organism in Eukaryota, Haptophyta, Isochrysidales, Noelaerhabdaceae. Gene Ontology annotation, molecular function: threonine deaminase activity; L-serine ammonia-lyase activity; pyridoxal phosphate binding. The transcript has 6 exons.
CGCGGGGCCAGGUGUGUGUCCCGCUGGUACACCUCGUUCUCCCAUGACCCCGCCUCCCGUCUCGUACGUCGACCGCCUGGGCACGACCUACCCGCUCAACUCGCCUCGCUGGUGCGCCGACGCCGCCGAGGCCGACGGCUCUCCCAUGCCGCUCAUGCUCACCGAUCGCACGGGAGGCAUCACCCGCAGCCAGAUAGACGCCUCUGUGCGCUCCCUCUGGCGGUACUCCGCGUCCUUCCCGCUGGAGUGCGCCUCUCCCAUCUCGCUCGGCGAGGGCUGCACGCCGCUCGUCCGCCGCCCCUUCGGAUCCGGCGGCGGCGAGGUCCACUUCAAGUGCGAGUGGUUCAACCCGACGUGCUCGUUUAAGGACCGCGGCGCCAGCGUGAUGCUCUCCCUCCUCAGGCAGCAGGGCGUCACGCACGUGCUGGAGGACUCGAGCGGCAACGGCGGUGCCGCGGUCGCGUGCUACGCCACCGCCGGCGGGCUCGGCGCAACCAUCAUGGCGCCGUCGUCGACGAGUCCGGCGAAGACGGUGGCGAUGCGAGCGUACGGCGCCGAGGUCGAGCUCAUCCCGGGCUCGCGCCAGGCGACCGCCGACGCCGCGGUGGCGGCGCACGGCCGCGAAGGGCGGGGCGGCGGCAGCGUCUUUUACGCGAGCCACGCGUGGCACCCGUUCUUCCUGCAGGGCACGAAGACGCUUGCCUACGAGCUCUGGGAGGAUCUCGGCUUCCGCGCGCCCGACAACGUCAUCCUCCCGACCGGCUCGUCGAGCUGGGCGGGGCCGGGUACUCGGAACGUCAUGGGGUGCGACAUCGGGUUUGGGGAGCUGCUCGCCGCGGGCGAGAUCUCGAGGCGGCCUCGCCUCUUUUGCGCCCAGCCGCUGGCUUGCUCGCCGAUUUGCACCGCCUUCCUCGAGGAGAGCGGCCGCAGCGACGGCAAGCCGACCCCCGAGGAGUGGAACGCGCCUGUCGCCACCAUCGCCGAGGGGGCGUCCAUCGCUCGGCCGGUGCGGCUGCGCGAGACGUGCGACGCGCUGCGGCGCAGCGGCGGAGGGGCGGUGCGAGUGGCGGAGGGGGCGAUCAAGGCAGCGACGCUCGAGCUCGCGAGGAGCGGGCUGUACGUCGAGCCGACUUGCGCGCAGGCCGCCGCCGCCUACCACGAGCUUCUCGCCUCGGGCGCCAUCCAGCCGGCCGAGGUGACGGUGGUCGUGCUCACCGGGACGGGCGUCAAGGCGACGCCGCGCGUGGCCGAGAUCCUCGGGGUCGAGCUGUGA